Molecule: messenger RNA, 3462 nt
Organism: Plectropomus leopardus (leopard coralgrouper)
Lineage: Eukaryota; Metazoa; Chordata; Actinopteri; Perciformes; Serranidae
Gene: atg5
Product: ATG5 autophagy related 5 homolog (S. cerevisiae)
Biological process (GO): cellular response to nitrogen starvation; protein lipidation involved in autophagosome assembly; piecemeal microautophagy of the nucleus
Cellular component (GO): autophagosome; phagophore; mitochondria-associated endoplasmic reticulum membrane contact site
Molecular function (GO): Atg8-family ligase activity
Source: RefSeq, a predicted model, not a curated record
GCAGCGGAAUGACAACAUCGAUAGUCACGGCCCUUCUUCCAUCCAAACCGACUGCCAAACAUCGACCAAAAAAAGCGAUCAGCCUCCGGACUUGUGUGUUUGGGGACUUUAUUCUUUAUGUGGGAGAAGCAGCAUCAACAUGGCAGAUGACAAGGACGUGCUGAGAGACGUUUGGUUCGGCCGGAUCCCCACCUGCUUCACCCUCAACCCGGAUGAGGUGACUGAGAGAGAGGCCGAGCCCUACUAUCUGCUGUUGCCCAGGGUUAGCUACCUGACUCUGGUCACAGACAAGGUGAAGAAACACUUCCACAAAGUGAUGAGGGCCGAGGACGUGGAGGAGAUGUGGUUCGAGUAUGAAGGGACGCCACUGAAAUGGCAUUAUCCAAUCGGAGUUCUGUUUGACUUCCAUGCGUCCAACACCGUCUUACCCUGGAGCAUCACUGUGCACUUUAAGAAUUUUCCGGAGCGUGACCUGCUCCACUGCCCGUCCAACUCUGUGAUCGAGGCUCACUUCAUGUCCAGCAUCAAGGAGGCCGACGCCCUCAAGCACAAGAGCCAAGUCGUCAACGACAUGCAGAAGAAAGACCACAAACAGCUGUGGAUGGGCCUGCAGAACGAUAAGUUUGACCAGUUCUGGGCCAUGAACAGGAAGCUGAUGGAGUAUCCCACCGAGGAGGGGGGCUUCAGAUACAUCCCCUUCAGGAUAUACCAGACACUGAGUGACAGGCCGUUUAUCCAGAAACUAUUUCGCCCAGUUUCACCUGAAGGCAACAUGCACACACUCGGCGACCUGCUGAAGGAGAUGUACCCGGCCGCUUUACCAAACGACGGUGAGCAGAAGCGUUACCAGGUGGUGAUUCACGGCAUCGAGCCGCUGCUGGAGACGCCACUGCAGUGGCUCAGCGAACACCUCAGCCACCCCGAUAACUUUCUGCACAUCUGCGUCGUCCCCGUCCCCUCUGACUGAGGCCGCGCCUGCCACACCUCACUAUCACCGUGACGACCGACUGACCAAUCAGCCGUCCCGCCAGCCGGCUGGGUAACUCUGGAAACGGUGGCGCUUAACGGUGGAACUAACAGACUCUUGAACGAGAAGAUAAAGAUGAACAAAGGAUGUGAAGGAGGUGCAAACAGACCUCCUUUCUCAUCUUAUUUAUAUUUCUACUCCUCCUACCACGACUACUCCUUCUUUUCCUUCAGAAAACUUGUUUUUAGGACGUGAGGGUGAAAAGAUCGUCUCUUCCCAAAAGAAAAUAAAGACACUUCUGAAGGUGAAGAGCUCGAUGAAUGAGCAGCAACUCUCCUUUUUCUACUCUCUCUCCUCCUCCUCUGCAAACAUCUCCACAGAGGAGAGGAGGCGAAUGGAUCCCUCCAUUUUCCAUCCUGCCAUACAUCUCCCUCCUCGUCCAGUCCAAGAGAAAGACUGUCCUGUCAGCAGGGAGAUGCGAUUGUUUGGGAUUUGGGGAGAGGUGUGUCCAGUCCUGCUGAAGUUGCCUUAGUUAACGCUUUCAUUUUUAUCCACGUCGUCACUGCGAAAACGUCAACAGAGUCACUUUGAGUUUACAGUCAAAUCCAAAAACUCGCUACUAACUUCUUCUGGUUUGUUUUUGACUUUUUACAGAUGAUUUUUGUGUUGGUUAUGUUUCUGCGUUAACAUUCGGCUUCAUGUGAUGAAGCAGAAUAAGAAGAGGACGAUUUGUUUUCUGCUGAUUCUCUCCGCUGAUUCACUUUGUUUCAGCAUCAUUCUGCUGGGAUCUAAUUUUUUAAGUUAUUUGAAAAAAAGCAACUUAACGAGCAUAAACAGAGAGCGUCAUCACCUGAUGCUGCUCCUGAAUCCACUUUAAAGUGCAGCUUUUACUCAGUAACUAUGUAACUCCACUUUAAAUAUUUUGCUUCAUUGUAGGUUCAGUUCAGAUCAAAGAGUCGCGACGAGACGAGUUAAAACAUGCAGGGACUACAUUUUAAAAAACCUACACCAAUGAGAUGAGAUGGUGAAUUGUCUCCAUAGCAACCAGUCACUGUACUUUUGUUGUGAAACCAAACUUAUUUUGUAGCUGAAAAUAAUUUGGAGCCUUUGAAAUAAAAAUGAGGACAGUGAGAUACUUGAUAAAGUUGCACAUUUUGCGGUGAGGAAACAGCAAAAAUGAACAAAAUGUCUUCAGAUGGAAAAUAUUCACAACAAUACCAACACCACAAUAAUGAAAAUAACUGGCGCAAAUUAAUCAAUCAUGGAGUGUGUGCGGUGUCACAUGAGCACACACAGCGAACAGCAGCAGCGACACAUCGUGAGGAGGGCUCGACGUGACUGAGCACCUGCUGCAGCAGGCGAACACGCCAUCUGCAGGCAGUUUAACCCUUUGAAACCAGGAGCAACAUCACUUUUCUUUUUGGUGAGUUUUGUCCUUUUUUUGCUAAUUUUUGGGUAAUUUCUUCUGUCGAUGCUCUUUGCCUAGUUCCUGUGUUUUUGGCAUAAAUCAGGCCACAUUGCUCAGGUUUGAAAGGGUUAACUGACUUGGCCAGCUGACUUUGCUAUAAACUGAUUGGCUGUCGAAACAGAACCAGCCGCGGCAAUUUGAGAAGUCGCAGAUAACACCUUCAGCUGUCUUAAGUCGAGCAGAGUCAAGUCAGUUCACACCGCUGCAACGGUCUGAAGCGGUUUCGUCUCGCUGCGAAUCUUUGGUCUGCACUGAGAUUCAAGGAUAAAUUCCAGCUUCAUAAAACUUAUUUUCAUCGUUGAAAUAAACGGAAAUUGUCCGUUAAUGGUUACACGCUCCUCUGUAGGUGAUGGGACAAAAACAAACUUUAAGUUAAAUUUGCGUUAGACUCUGUUAUUGACUUGUUUUGCUUCUUUGCAGGAGACAGAGAGAAAGAGAAAGAGGAUUUUCACAGGGUAUCUAUCAGAGUUUUUUUCACGCGUCUGAAGCGUUUUGUGCGUUUGGGGGUCACACGUGUUUUCAAUAGCAGGUGUUGAUUUCUCCCCAUCAAUACGACACAGUGUAGCUGUUUUACUGUCUGUUUCUUUGGGCUUUGGCUCGAGCCUCUUUGUCUGCAGCCAAACUUAAAUGAGCAUCUGGUUUUGUUUCGUCGUAAGAACUCGGCUGAGAUAAUGAGACAGCGGGCACGGUUAGCGUCGAGUCUGCAGGCCGCUGGGGGCCACAGCGGUUUGAUAAGUCUCACAUUAGCAAAUUUUAGUUUGUGAUCAAACAGAUCUGGCAAAAGCAUCCAUGACGUUUGCCAGAACACUAACUUAAACCGAGGGCAGCCAGAUCGGAUUACUUUGCUGGAUGUUGAGAGUUAUUAAUCAGCCGUUGUUUUUUUUCUUUCUUUUUUUUUGUUUUAGUAAAGUUUGCAUCAUAUAUCAGCAUCUUGUUUUUUUUUUUUUUACAUCUGUUCAUACUGAAAUAAAAUGGCACAUUCAGCUGUUAUCAAGAAUGACUUCAAAUAAAAAUGAGUUGAAUUGAA